Messenger RNA from Canis lupus familiaris (dog), 1379 nucleotides. RefSeq names its product dynactin subunit 2-like. The coding region runs from base 68 to 1018 and encodes 316 amino acids. The transcript has a single exon. Gene Ontology annotation, biological process: mitotic spindle organization. Gene Ontology annotation, cellular component: cytoplasm; dynactin complex; centrosome. The record is from RefSeq and is a predicted model, not a curated record. Lineage: Eukaryota; Metazoa; Chordata; Mammalia; Carnivora; Canidae.
GGGACUUGAUUUCUCAGAUCGUAUUGGAAAAACCAAGAGAACAGGAUAUGAAUCUGGAGAAUAUGAGAUGCUUGGAGAGGGUCUAGGAGUGAAGGAGACACCCCAGCAAAAGUACCAGCAACUACUGCAUGAGGUCCAAGAGCUGACAACUGAAGUUGAGAAAAUCAAGACAACAGUGAAGGAGUCAGCCACUGAAGAGAAGCUGACCCCAGUGGUUUUGGCUAAGCAGCUGGCAGCCCUGAAGCAGCAGCUGGUUGCUUCCCACCUGGAGAAGCUGCUGGGACCAGAUGCAGCUAUCAACCUUACUGACCCUGAUGGAGCUCUGGCUAAGCACCUGCUGCUGCAGCUGGAAGCAACAAAAAACAGCAAAGGAACUGGUUCAGGGGGAAAGACCACUGGUGGGACUCCCGAAGAUAGUAACCUUGUCACUUACGAACUACAUUCUCAGCCUGAACAGGACAAGUUCUCUCAAGCUGCCAAAGUUGCAGAACUUGAGAAGUGCCUGACAGAGCUGGAAGCCACUGUACGCUGUGAUCAGGACGCUCAGAAUCCCCUUUCAGCAGGUCUACAGGGAGCCUGUCUUAUGGAGACUGUAGAACUGUUGCAAGCAAAGGUGAACACCCUGGACCUCACAGUUCUGGACCAAGUGGAGGCUCGACUACAGAGUGUCCUGGGCAAGGUGAACGAGAUUGCCAAGCAUAAAGCUUCUGUAGAGGAUGCAGAUACACAAAGCAGGGUGCACCAGCUCUAUGAAACCAUACAGCGCUGGAGCCCCAUCGCCUCCACCCUGCCUGAGCUGGUGCAGAGACUUGUCACCAUCAAGCAGCUGCAUGAGCAAGCCACGCAGUUCGGUCAGCUCCUGACACACUUGGAUACCACACAGCAGAUGAUUGCUAGCUCCCUCAAGGACAACACCGCCCUCCUGACCCAGGUGCAGACAACCAUGCGUGAGAACCUGUCCACAAUUGAGGGGAAUUUUGCCAACAUCAAUGAGCGGAUGAAGCAGCUGGGAAAGUGAGCACCUUUAGGAGAUGGAGAACAGGGGUAAUUCCUGCCCCUUUGAACUCUGUUAACAGCUUACAUAGGGCUCCCCCUUCACUAUAACUCUCACACCCCCAUCCCAUUUGACACUGGGGUCAAGGGGUUCUUCUUGCAUGUGGGGUUUACACCCCUCCUCCGACAAAUACAGAGUGGUAGCUGGGGGACUUUAGAUGGUGGUCUCCCCUCAGGCCCUGGGGACGUGGGCCCAGCCACAGGGCAGCUCCUGUCCAGUACUGCUUUGCCUGGGGAGGGGAAGGACUGGGUCCUGUCCUCCAGCACAGCUCCUGUGGCUGGAUGUACUACUGUACAACUGUUUCUGACCAUUAAAUGCUGUUGUA